Messenger RNA from Alternaria arbusti, 603 nucleotides. RefSeq lists its product as uncharacterized. NCBI's taxonomy places the organism in Eukaryota, Fungi, Ascomycota, Dothideomycetes, Pleosporales, Pleosporaceae. The coding region runs from base 1 to 603 and encodes 200 amino acids. The transcript is spliced from 3 exons. The record is from RefSeq and is a predicted model, not a curated record. Gene Ontology annotation, biological process: mycotoxin biosynthetic process.
AUGUCGCAAAAAGACUACUCGGGCCACUCGGCGGCUAAGCUAAUGGAUCAGUUCGACAUCUUCUCGCCUGCAAAGCACGUUGUCGAGUACAGUCACACAAAAUUUGAACUACCCAACCCUUUGAACUCUUCGAAGUAUGUCGGCAUUACGGAUGAUGUAGAGAACGCAUGGAUGGACGUUGCAUAUCUGCCCGACCAAAUGGUCUCGAUGGAAGACUUCCCCAAGCUACAAAAGCCCGCCGACGCCCUACAAGUCACCGACCCCAAGACAGGCGAAACAGGCUACCGAGUCGGACUUGAAGUCUUCCACCAACUGCACUGCCUCAACCUCCUCCGCAUGUCAACCUACCCCGACUACUACCCCAAGCUCUGGUGGAGCGACACCAACGACAAGCCUGAAAAGGUCAGGGCGCAUCUAGAUCACUGCAUUGAGAUCCUCCGCAUGAACCUCAUGUGUCUUUCUGACGUCAACGUCUUUACUUUCCAUCCGCAGGAGGGUAAGGAGGGAUACUGGCCUGACUACGAGAGUCACCAUGUUUGCAGGAACUUCGACAAGAUCAAGGAUUGGGCUAACGACAAUGCGAUGCCGGACCUUGAUGUGUAG